GAAGCAUCAGAAAGAGAAGGGGAUCAUGGAGUUCUCCAAGGCUGACUUGAUGAAGCUUCUAGGGUUACUGGAGGCAGAACUCCAAGCCAGGGACUUGGUCAUCAACAGCCUGAAGAAUGAGCGUACCAAGCUGCUGAAACCCUCCAAGAAUCCUCAUCGGCAGUACACCUUGGCCAACCCCUACACAGCCUUGGUGAGAGACAGUGAGAAGGCCGCAGGGAAGGGCGACUCGGACGAGGAGAAAACCAAGGGAACAGAUACCAAAGAUGUGGUGGCUUCGUUGCAUGCUGUCAUAGAGCAUCAUCGGAAAGCAGAGGAGAGGCUCAAGAACCAAGUCCAGACACUCAAAACCAGUCAUUCAAAGGCUGUCAAUGAACUUGAGGAUGAGAAGAGAAGACAUGCUCAAGACACAGCACAAGGAGAUGAUGUCACAUACAUGCUGGAAAAGGAGAGAGAAAGACUCAUGCAGCAGGUGGACUUUGAGAAGGCCCAGCAGAGCAAGCUAGAAAAGGAGUGCAAGAGAUCUCAGGGUCGGCUGGUUCAGGAACGCAAGAAGCAUGCAGAGUUCAUCAAGCUCAUGUUUGACAAGCAUCUCUUACUAGCACAGCAGCUUGGAGACACUCAACAGAGAGCCAUGGAAUGGGAGACCCAGGCACAAGCAAUGAGAGCUGAAGCGCAGAAUGCUUCAAAGCUUGCCGCUGAAGAAAGGAACAAAAGUGUGAAAAUGGAAGCAGAGAUGGAGAAGAAGCUCUCGGAAUUUGAUAUUGAGCGAGAGCAGUUGUUCGGAAGGUUGCAGCGGGAGGAAAUGAGGACUAAAGAGCUUAGAGAAGAGCUGGAAUCUCUCAAGAAGUCUUCUAAGAAAUCUGCAGAGUUAGUUAAUGGACGUGCAGCGAAUGGUAGUGAGUUGAAUAGCAAUUCAAAAGGAAGUUCUGCAAAGAGUAUAUCAAGCAGUGGUGACGGUAAAACAACUAAGGGAAAAGAGACUCCUGGGUCUGUUCGCAAACCAGCUGUAGCUAAACCGAAAGCUUCAGCUAAAAUCUAUGGUGCAAAAGGAUACAAGACUCCUCCUCAUUCUGAUAAAUCUGAGGCCUCAUCAUCAUCGUCAUCUUCAGAAGAUAUCAAUGUGACUGUUUCCUUAAGCAGAGUACACUCUGUGAGUCCUGCUGCUCCAAGUCCAAAGAGCAAUUUGUCAGAAAGCAAGAAACCAAGCAUAACCUCAAAGCCCAAGCCUGGUACCACUAACCUUUCCAAAGGCACAGGCAAAGACCAUAAACCUCUUAGUCCUGCUUCAAGUCUGGACAAACUAUCUGGGAAAGCGUCUUCUGCUUCACCUUCAUCAGGGGUGUCUCAGAAGGGAACAAAGAUACCAAGCAGCAGUGCCAUGUUUGCAAAUUCAUCUCAACUAAGAAAGAGUGCCCCUACAGUGGCAGUUGUUGCCCCACAACCCAGCAAGGCUUCAAAUAUAUCUCAGGAAGCUAGCAAACAACAGCUGCCUGUAAAGAAAUCCUCAGACAGUACAGACUCAUCUAAAAUGGACAAAAGUGAACCUAAAAGCAAUGCUUUGUCCAGACCGACAACUUUAGCUUCAGGGGAUACUGCAAUGAAAGCAAAAGAACCUGCUGGGAAAGUCUCCCAGUUACGGAACACUCUUACAUCACCAAAGGACAAAGACUCGAGGGAUAAAUCUCCAACCAGGGGAUAUGUUGGAAUGAAUGUGAAAGCAGCUGCAGCUCAGCUCACCAGUCCCGUUGGUAAGAAAGUCUUCAAUCCACUUGGAAACACUCCAAAUAAACUCAAUUCUUCCACUUCCUCAGAGCCUAGUGGUACCACUCAAACCAAAGAAGCUCCCACAAGUGUCAGCAGUACUGCCAUCACUGACAAAGUGAAACCUGUGGUGACUUCUCCAUCAUCCAUCACCCCAGGAAAACGCAAUGUGUCACCCCGAGGUACUCCUCCACCUAUUCCACCUAAUAAACCCUCUCUUAUACCUCAUAAAUCACAACCUUCUCUUUCCUCCACUUCUUCUGCUCCUCCUACGGCUUCCCUGUCCACUAUGUGCUCAGUUACAUCUUCCUCCAAUACUGCUUCAUCUAAAUCAACAAGUACAACAACUACAUCAUCCUCUGCUUUAUCUAAACCAAUAAGUUCAACCAUGUCAUCUACUUUAUCCAAACAAUCAAGUUCAACAUCAUCCAAACCAACAAAUACAACCUCUCCUUUAUCAAAGCAAACAAAUGCAUCUUCCACAACUGCCUUUACAAAAACCUCAAGUACACCAACAUCGUCAUCUGCUUUCUCAAAGCAAACCACUAAUACAAAUUCACCCGCUUUGUCUAAGUCAACGACAUCUACAACUCCUCCUGCCUUUACCAAAUCAACAACAUCUUCUUCCUCAACUCCAACCACCAACUCUCACCCCGAGUCCAAUGGCCCCAAGAACUCCCCUACCUCCAACUCCCUGUCCAGCUCCAGGAAAUCAGACUCUCUGGUCGAAGCCCGCAAGCAACUUUUUGCCAAUAAACUUGGCAGCGGUGUGGGUAUCAGUGCAACUAACCUGCGGCCACCCUUUGAAAGCAGCAACCCAAUGCUCAUGGUCAAUAACUCCAACUCCAAUAGCCUGGAGUCCCUUAACGAAAAGACCUCGUCCUCCUUGGUCACAGGAAGCUCCAUCCAAGGAAAGGCUGCUGCGCAGGUGGGUCACCAGACUAUAGAAUUGAGCAUGCCCAGACUGGUCCUCUUGUUAGCCACAGUGCUCUGCAGUCAGUUGUUUCUUGUGCAGAAAAAUUAACGCUAACACCCCCUUAUCCCAGAUUGCCAAUUUCCCUUUGCUUUUUUUAUUUUGAUUCAGUUUUUUCCUCUUUGCUUCCUGCUUUUUUCCCUAACUUCUUAAACUAAUCCCCACCUUUAGCACUUCAUUGUGGCCUGUUUUUGAGCCACUUUCCAUGGUAUCUUCUGCUGUUUGUAGUUCACACUAACAAUUUUCAAGACUAAUUUUUAUCACUGGUUAGAAACGAAUGCCAUCAGAUCCGUUUAGCAGAAUCAUGUAUAAGCAUGGUAGAUUCGGCUGUAUUGAGGCAUGUCUAGUUGUAGAUAUUUUACAAGAGAUCUAAUUUAAUCAUUUUGUUUAGAAGAACAUCCAUUUAUUUGGUACUCCUCUUUUCUUCAUUUCAAAAUCCAUUUUAAGUGACAUCUAUGGUUGUUGAAAUAUUGAAUAAAUCCAUAUUUUGGUCAUAUAAUUUUUCUACAAUCAAUGACAAACAGCAAUUGAAUACUAUGUGCUAUAACAAGUUAUCAAUAUGCAUUUCAUCUUUUUAUUGACUUCUCUUAUUAUCGCUCCUCCUUCUUUUAUUGAUGAUCCUGUUUCAAACUAUCUUUUUAUCGGACAUCAAAGCAGCGCUCUUUAGCUGUCCAAUUUAGUUUGAUUUCGUAUUAUCAUUUUAGCCUUAUCCAAGAUGUGGAAACAGAGCUUGUAAGGAAGGAAUAGUGAGAGGGAGGGAAAAGAGAGAGAGUGGGGAUGGGGGAGGGGAAAGAGGAGAGUGUUGUAGUGAGGGAACGAUUCUUCAUCAUUGGUGAAGCAUUCUCCAUCAUCCCAGAAUCAAUAAGAGUUUAUGGGAUUUGUGGCGACUGUUUCACCUAAGGACAGCCAAGCAUUGAGAUGCAUUCAUUGUUGCUCUUCUGUGUUCUGCCAUUGGGGCUUCUUUUCCUUAAAUCUAUAUAUUUUUAUGUCAUGUUAUUAAUAGCAGUCAUGGUUCUUGGCUGUAGCCAACCAAUCUGCUCUGUGGAUUCCAUUUCAAAGUUGGAAGUCCUGGCAGAAAUCAUGGGAGGCUUCAUUUGAAGGAUGGAUGGAUCAGUUCAUAUGUUUAGACCCAAAGACUAAUCUAUGUCUUAAAAUGCUUAGAGUAGGGCUUGGUUAUGACAUACCAUUGAAUACUAAUAUACCCAAAGUUUGACGUACAGAGUUCUUUCAAUGUUCAUAGCAGUGUUAGUACUAAGUAUUCGCUCCCACCAGCAAAUUUGUACGAUAUGAUAUGCAAUAUUCUCAAAAUUACAACAACACCACAGAAAAGUCACUUAGUGGAUGGACAAGUUCAAUUAGAUUGUAGAUUAUAUUUUGAUGAAGGGUUUAAAAGAAGGAAAAAAAAGAAAUGGGUAAAUCAAUCCUAUAUAAUACAAAAAUCAUGCACCAGCUUGAUGUAUAGAAACAAAUUCAACCUUGUAAGUAUAUAUAUUUUAGCAGAAUGGUUGGGCAAAAAUGAAAUGUUUCCCUUUUAGUAGACCUUUCACCUGGCAUGUAACUGACAAUCAUAUCUUGAUAUUUUGCCAUCUGGGUAUCUUAUUUUAGUUCAGGAGAGAUCUAGCUGCCAAUCCAUAACCUUCUGCACCCAGGGACAUGCCAGAAAAUAAAUUGAUUUGUGCACUGAUGUUUGACAUUUAUUUCCAAAGACCUAAAGGUUUCAGAGAAAUCCUUUCCAACCUCUCUGUAUGUGAUGUGAAUUGUUUUUCCAUAUUCCCUACUCCCCAAAAGCCUCCCCCAAGCAGAAGCAGAAAAAAGGCAGAAAAGGGUAAAAAAUGAAAUCCAAUGUAACACUAACUCAAGUGGGAGGGGAUGUCUGUAUCAUUUUAGGUGAGAUGUUUCAGUUUUCAUGAACCAUAUGUGAGUCAUUUCUAUUAUUAAAUCAAUUUGUUUACAUAAAUGGGGGGGGUUCUUUUCUUUAUCAUACCAACAGUUUGGAGAAUGCAGAAUGACAUUCUUUAGUAAUGUGUGUUAAAAGAUAGAAUUAAAUAAAAACCCAUACUGGUAUAUUUUCCCCACAUUCAAACUAUUCAACAUACAAAACUAAUUUUCCCCUUUUAGGACAGUUUUUGUCUUUUUAUUGAAUCAAAGGUUGAAGAAGAAAAGACAAAAAUGUAUCCUUGUAAUUCUUCAGAAAGCUAUUUUUGCUGUUAUUUACUGAAAAUAAGCCUAUUUAGACUUUAUUAAAUGGCCUACUUAAGGAGAAUCAGGGGUGAAUCGCUUCACAUAAGAGAUAUAGAGGGGGGGGGGUAGGAGCAGAAAUAGUUCCUUUAAAAGUUUUCCAUUCGUUAAUUAUGCACCAUUUCCCUUGUCAUAAUCACUUUUGAUACUCUGCACUGCAAUGAGCGACUUAAAAGUAGACUUGUCAUAUUUUGCAUGAAAAUUGUAUUGUUGACUGUGAAUGUGGUUUACCGUAUGUGGUAUGACAAUUGUUCUGCUGUUCUUGUUGUAUGUCAUGCUAUAUGGAAGCAUGUUCACAUUUCUUGAAGUUUUGAUGCAACCGGAUGAAUAAGCAUGCAUAGUUUUUGUUGAAAGCAAGCAUGAAAGUUGCGUUUUAAAGUAACUUGUAUGUAUUUGUCGUUUAAAUGUUUGUUGUUCUGACAAGAAUUACUUUGACUUUCAUCUACUCAAAUGAUUGUAUUUUUGAAUUGCUUAUGGCUCAUUCCAUUCUGGAGUUAUUAUAAGUUCAUACAAGUUUCCUGGCCAUACCUGUUUGUCUUUCAGAUUCAUGCGUAUUUCUUUUUAUUUUGGAAUCCAGUACAUUUUAUUUUUUCCUUAUCCUUUAUUAUGUUGUCUCUUAUUAGGCAUGACAGCCUGACCUUUUUUUUAUUUCCCUAGAAAAUUUGUUGUUCUUUUUUACCACAUUAUAUGUUGUUCCUUUUUACCACAUUAUAUGUUGGGGAACUGAUAUGCUCUCAAAUUUUAGUGCAAGAAUGAGAUAUAGAAUGAUAUCUAGGUAAACCCUAAUCAUUUCCAGGGUAAAAAGUGUAUAGUUUAGGAAUACAUGUAUGGUAUGUAAAAAAGUUUCAGUAAAUGCAGGAAAGGUCCCCUUACUCUGCUUUUGCAUAUAAUCAUUCAGUAUUAUUAUUAUUUUUUUUUGGUGUAUAUCAAUAAUACAUUGAUAUGUCCAAAGAAUGUGUAGUUGCUGACGCUAUAAGGGAAACUUAAAUCAUGUAUGAUUUUGAUAACAUUUACAGGCCAAGAAGUUCGGCAAGGCAGUAAGUUCAAUGUUUCAUACACCCCUAUUCGGGUUUUAUUGUGGUUUAUUGUUUUAUUCAUUGUCUUUUUAUACCUUUUUUUUUCCUUCUAACUCUAACUUUUAAGAAAAAAAAUUUAACUCAUUUAUUUCCAUUUCAACCUAAUAAACUGAUAUUUAAAAUAUUGCCAAUGAUGUUUUUUUUAUAGUUUCUGUUCGAUUGCAGUCACUCCAUUUGAAAUAUCCCGCUAUUAGUUUGUGGUUCCCAUCUCUUUGGAAAAUCAUUAAUACUAUUUCAUCACUUACAUCCCACUCCCCUUUGAAGUUGAUUUUCUGUCUUUUUUCCAUUAAACACAGUUGACUUUCCAUGUAGGUUAGAAAAUCAUUUGAAAAUAACAUUUUAGUAAUUUUUCUGAAAAGUGUUAGUCGUUAAGUUACAAUUAACACAUAGGCCCCUUUAAUCUUAUUUGAAGCAACUUGCAUUAGUACAUUAAGUGCUAAAUUCUCCUAUUGGUUUGAUCAAGAGAAUGCCUGUUUUUUUGGUUUUUUUAAAUAGCUGACGGUUUAAACAGUAGUACAGGAUUGAACUGUGUAUACUACU
Messenger RNA from Lytechinus pictus (painted urchin), 6591 nucleotides. Its product is annotated as CTTNBP2 N-terminal-like protein. The record is from RefSeq and is a predicted model, not a curated record. Bases 26 to 2788 code for a protein of 920 amino acids. The transcript is spliced from 4 exons. Lineage: Eukaryota; Metazoa; Echinodermata; Echinoidea; Temnopleuroida; Toxopneustidae.